GCACUGAGUGUAUGCAGUACCUCGUCUGCUCCAUCCUUUUCCCUGCUAUGACUUGUAUCACUGCUGCGUCAGGAGAGACUCCCAGCUCCCAGGCACUUUGGCCAAACUUCCAGCUCCUCUCUCCUCCCUCCCUCCUCCUCGGAUUGUAGUGCCCGAGCCGCUGCUCUCCCCGCAUCCACUGCUCCUCAUCUCCCGUGCUGCCGACUCCCUCCCGCAUCCUCCAGCGCUGCGGAUGCGGGCACCAUCCACCCGGGAGCGCCUCGCCUCCUAUCCCCUGUAAUGAAGGCAAUCAUCGCCCUGCAGACAGGCUCGAUCCUCACCUCUGAACUGCAGGAUCAAGUUCAGCUCUGGUUACCUGCAUUGGGACAAGAAGGAGAAGAGGAGGAAGAAGGAGAAGGGGGAGGAGAGUAAGGGGAGGGGAGAGACUCUGCAAUAUCAUUUGUGAAUCGUUCACAGGGCUGCAGAUACAUAUUGCUAACACAUGCAGAGCAAAUGCAGGUAGCCCAGCACCAACUGCGGCUCUACCACUAACUCUGGUGCCACCAUCUGCACCAGCUUCCAGGAUCCAUCUAAGAACUUUGCUGGAUAUCUAUAGAGAGGAUUCCUGCUUGUGCCGGAGAGCAGCUCUUCAUUCCAGCAUCCUGUCUAUGGUGGAAUAAUACAAAACUGUGCAGGGAUCUGGAGCAGGAUCUUCUGGAGUCCUUAGUGUGACUGUCAUCUUCAUCAUCCUUCUCCAUCACUAUCCUCACCCUGUCCCAGGUGGCAUGGACUGAGUGGCACUAUGAGAGGGUAACUUUGUGCUGGGAUAAUACAAGUGUUUGGAUCUCAGCAGGUUCUGUUCUGCAGCAGUUCUGAAGACAUGAGGACUGUCUGGGGCUGCUGCCUGUUCUUGCUCAGGGUAGCGAUCACUCUGGCAGCCUCCAAGCAGCUGUUAAAGUACCGGCUGGCAGAGGAAGGGCAGCCGGAUAUCAGGAUCGGGAAUGUGGCUUCAGAUAUCGGGAUCGUCACCGGUUCCGGAGAGGUGACCUUCAGCCUGGAAUCCGGUGCCGAUUAUUUUAAGAUCGACAACAUGACCGGGGAGCUGAGCACCACCGACCGCCGGAUAGACCGCGAGAAGCUGCCGCAGUGCCAGAUGAUCUUCGAUGAGAACGAGUGCUUCAUUGACUUCGAGGUGUCGGUGAUCGGACCUUCUCAGAGCUGGGUGGAGUUGUUUGAGGGUCGGGUGGUCAUUCUGGACAUUAACGAUAACACUCCGACCUUUCCCUCCCCGGUGCUGACUCUGACGGUGGAGGAGAACCGGCCCGUGGGGACCCUCUACCUGCUGCCCACCGCUACCGAUAGGGACUUUGGCCGGAACGGGAUAGAGCGCUACGAGUUGAUCCAGGACGCCGGGGAGAGUUUGUUCAUGUCCGGCAGGCGAUCUGGUGGUCGCUUGGAGACUGGAGAUAGCGCCCUCUACCCGGGGAAAAGACGGAUGGAGACUGAUAGUCGGAGCAGCGUGUUUGAACUGCAGGUAGCGGAUACGUCUGACGGGGAGAAGCAGCCGCAGCUCAUAGUCAAGGGGGCUCUGGACCGGGAACAGAGGGACUCGUACGAGCUGACCCUGCGGGUGAGGGACGGGGGAGAGCAGCCCCGAUCCUCCCAAUCCAUCCUCAGGGUGCUCAUCACCGAUGUCAAUGACAACAGCCCCCGCUUUGAGAAAAGCGUCUAUGAAGCGGACCUGGCUGAGAACAGCGUGCCGGGGACCCCCAUCCUGCAACUAAAAGCCACCGACUACGACGUGGGGGUGAACGGGCAGAUCGAGUACGUGUUCGGGGCCGCCACGGAGUCUGUGAGGAGGCUGCUCAGACUGGACGAGAACUCCGGGUGGCUGAGUGUCCUGCACAGGAUAGACCGGGAGGAGGUGAACCAGCUGAGGUUCACAGUCAUGGCCAGGGACCGGGGGCAGCCCCCUAAAAAUGACAAGGCCACCGUGAUCCUCAACAUCAAGGAUGAGAACGACAAUGUGCCCCUCAUAGACAUCAGGAAGAUCGGCCGGAUCCCGGUGAAGGAUGGCAUGGCUAGUGUGGCUGAAGAUGUGGUGGUGGACACCCCCAUAGCCCUGGUCCAGGUGUCCGACAGGGACCAAGGAGAAAAUGGAGUAGUGACCUGCACCGUGGUGGGGGAUGUCCCAUUCCAGCUCAAGCCGGCCGGUGAUGCUGAGGGGGACCAGAACAAGAAGAAGUAUUUCCUGCACACCUCAGCCCCCCUGGACUACGAGAACAUUAAGGAAUACAAUGUCAUUAUAGUAGCUGUAGACUCGGGGAGCCCCAGCUUGUCCAGUAAUAACUCCCUGUUGGUCAAGGUGGUCGACACGAAUGACAACCCCCCGGUGUUCAGCCAAGCUGUGGUAGAGGUAGCCUUCCCUGAGAACAAUGUGCCCGGGGAGAGAGUAGCCACAGUGAUCGCCACAGAUGCAGACAGUGGGAAGAAUGCAGAGAUCGCCUAUUCCCUGGAGCAGUCAGUGGCCGGGGUGUUCUCCAUUCACCCAGACACAGGAGACAUCACAGCCAACAUAGUCCUAGACAGGGAGCAGACCGACAGGUAUGAGUUUAGAGUAGUUGCCAAAGACAAGGGUCUGCCCACUACUAUGCAGGGCACUGCCACGGUUGUAGUGCAGGUAGCUGAUAGGAAUGACAAUGACCCCAAAUUUAUGCAAGAUGUCUUCAAUUUCUAUGUCAAGGAGAACUUACAACCCAACAGCCCCGUUGGGAUGGUGACAGUGAUGGAUUCUGACAAAGGUCGCAAUGCAGAGAUGAGUUUGUUCAUAGAGGAGGAUAAUGGCAUCUUUUCUAUUGAAAACACCACCGGCACUAUAUGUUCUACAGUGUCUUUUGACAUGGAGCAGCAAACCUCAUACACUUUUAAGGUCAAAGCAGUGGACGGUGGGGACCCUCCAAGGUCUGCCACUGCGACAGUGUCCCUUUUUGUUAUGGAUGAGAAUGACAAUGCCCCAGUCAUCACCAGUCCCGUCAAUAGUUCCUAUGCAGUUGUAUCUCCAUCCAGCAGUGUCAGGACAGUGGUGGCUACUGUGGUGGCCACUGACACAGACACAGGUGUCAACGCAGAUCUGAAUUACAGCAUUGUUGGAGGAAACCCCUUUAAACUCUUUGAAAUCAACCCAGCCAGUGGAGUGGUGUCACUGGUUGGCAAGCUGGCCUCCAAACAUUAUGGUCUGCAUAGGUUAGUGGUCCAGGUGAAUGACAGUGGCCAACCCUCCCAGUCCACCACAGCUCUAGUCCAUGUGUUUAUCAAUGAGACGGUCUCCAAUGCCUCAGUUGUUGAUUCCCAAAUUGCCAGAAGUUUGCACGUCCCAUUAAGCCAGGAUAUAGCUGGUGAUCCCAGCUAUGAAAUGAGCAAACAGAGACUUAGCAUAGUGAUCGGUGUGGUGGCUGGGAUCAUGACUGUCAUACUGAUCAUACUAGUGGUGGUCAUGGCCAGGUAUUGUAGGGCCAAAAGUAAAAAUGGAUAUGAAGCCGGCAAGAAAGACCAUGAGGACUUCUUUACUCCCCAGCAGCAUGACAAGUCUAAGAAACCCAAAAAAGAUAAGAAAAACAAAAAAUCUAAACAGCCAUUAUAUAGCAGCAUAGUGACAGUGGAAGCUUCCAAGCCAAAUGGGCAGAGAUAUGACAGUGUCAAUGAAAAGCUGUCAGACAGUCCCAGCAUGGGAAGAUACAGAACUGUAAAUGGAGGUCCUGGUAGUCCUGACCUAGCAAGGCAUUACAAAUCUAGUUCUCCGCUUCCUACUGUGCAGCUUCAUCCUCAGUCACCUACUGCUGGGAAAAAACACCAGGCUGUGCAAGAAUUACCACCAGCCAACACUUUUGUGGGAGCUGGAGACAACAUCUCAAUUGGAUCAGACCAUUGUUCUGAGUACAGUUGUCAGACCAAUAACAAGUACAGCAAACAGCCAUUUCGUAGAGUGACGUUUUCUGUUGUGAGUCAACCUCAGGACCCUCACCAGGGGUCAUUGCAGAGUUGCUAUGACAGUGGGCUAGAAGAAUCUGAGACGCCGAGUAGUAAGAGCUCCUCUGGACCAAGACUGGGUGCCCUACCACUCCCAGAAGACAACUAUGAACGAACAACGCCGGAUGGCAGUGUUGGUGAGGCAGAGCAUAUGGAAAAUGGCUGUGACAAUAGACCCCAGAUGCCACCCAUGGGCUUAAGAGAUCAUGAAAGCCAGGCCACCUGUAGUGAACCUUUUCCAGGAAGACGCUUCUCUCAACGAUGGGCAAAUACCCUUCCAAUCUGCCCCAGAGAUUCAAGACCUUUGCCAGAUGUAGCUUUAACUGGAAAAUGCACAAGAGAAUGUGAUGAAUAUGGUCACUCCGAUUCCUGUUGGAUGCCAGUUCGUACAUCACCUGAAAGGAAGCCGAAGAACCAACCAAAGCUCUCCACAUUUAUGCCUGUUGAUGAACGAGACAGUCAAGAAAAGCUGGCUAAUGGUGAAGUAUCGCUUAUGGGUGAUCGCAACAGGAAUCUGCUUAACAAAAAGUUGGCAUCGUAUGAGACCUUCAAUGCAGCUACAUUCAGUAACAGUGAAGAAGCCAAUCCCGAGGAUAUUCCCCUGACACAAACAGGGGAGUACAAGCCAUCUCCUGUCAACACUUUAACUAGAAGAGAAGUUUAUCUGUAAGCUCUUCGAAACGACAGGGUCCUUUCAUAUUAAACAAGAAAGAAUAUAAGGCAAAACUUUACAGUCAUAACAAUAUUUCUCAGAAAUAUAAGGGGGCCACCAAAGAGACAAAAGCUUUGCCUGCCACUUUUUGCCUUCAUAUCAGGCAAUUAUCAUGUUUGCUUGCGUAUAUUGUGAUAUGUAGAGAGCACUGUUAUUACUUGCAUGUGCUUUCCCCUCCAUGGCUAUUCUUUUCACUCAUGGUUGCAAGAACUCUUUAUGGCCUAAUAAUAGAACUGAAACCACCAUUGUUACUCAUAUGCAAAAGCAUGUAACAUAGCACUCAAACUAUAUCUGAUUGUAAGGCCAUUCAUUGCUAUCAGCAUUGUCCACUAUGGUGAAGGCAAAUCGAGAUAGUACUCCAUCCAAUUUAUGUUUCAAAAAGACAGUCCACAUACUGAUUUUAUGCCUUCAUUUUUUGAUAUUUUUUUUUUUUAGGCCAUAGACAGCCAUAUAUUUACUGUGUAUUAUAUCUGUGAGCUCAUUGACUGAUGUUUAACAUAAAAUGCUACAAUUAUGCACACAAAACUGAAAGGAAUCCAUGUACAUUGUCUCUCCUAAACAGAGUGUUCCAAAAUGAGCAAAAUCUCGUGCAUUUACCAAGAAGGUAUCACUUUAUUUCAUUGUAAUUAAUGGAAAAUAUAUGAUAAAUAGAUCAUGAAAUAUAAUAUCCAUAUCAUUCAAAUAUUAAAUGAAAGGGUAAAAUUAUUCAGAAAAAAAUUUGAGAGAAGAACUAUUUGCAAUAAAUAUCAGGGAUAAAUAUAAUUUUUCAAAUUCAUUAUUAAGUAUUAUUUGGUACAUUUUUAAGAAUUUCCUUUUUGGUUAGGCUUUGUGGAGCCUUAUUUUGAGCCUUAUUUUCAGCUUUUUUGUUAAAACAAUUUUUUUUUGUUUUGGUCCAUUUUUUUUUUUUAGCAAUUCACGGCUCAAAUUGAGGCUUGAAAAAACAUGUGUGACCAUACCCUUACUUUGAUUCUGUUUAUUGAUUUCCAUACUAUGCAAAGAAAAUAAGCAUUUUAAAUUACAAAAAGGACCAAUUAUUGAGAUGCUCAAUUUUUACAAGAUUUCAAAUAAGCAAAAUAGGGUUCAUUUUUAUUUUAAUAUAUUUUUUUGCCUCAAACAAAAUAAUGUACCUAAAAUAUUUUAAAGUACAAACAUAAUUUAGAAGUCCUUGAAAAUAGGAACAGCAGCCAUAACUGUUACAAAGGGUCCAAUUAAUGUAUUUUCUUAGUUCUUAUUUUUAUUCUUUGAAAAUUUCCCUGCAUAAAAAAUAAAAUAAAAAUCCUUGGACUUGAUAUUUUACCAUAACCUAUUUUUUUUUUUUACCCAGACUUGCCUAAAUGGGAUACAGGUUAUUGCAGUGCCCACUGAUGUUGGCAGGACUGGCCUACCGUCUAUGUUUUUGGGGCUUCCUGACACUUGGGUUGUUAGGUUUCAAUAUGUCAGAACCAUUUCUUUUUAGAAGAGAAGAGGUAAGAAGUUUCCAUAGGUUUCUGGCAGUAGCUUCCCAUGAAGGGUCAGGAGAAAUAGCUAAGCAGCAGAAUACAAAAUAAUAUUUAUGGCCGUCUUAAGCUGUUUUAAUGCUUCAUUAGGUCAUAUGUAAGUCAUAGAAUGGUAUCCCUACCCGAACAUCCUCUAUAAACUAAAGUGGUUUCUUAUUUUUGCCUUGACAAGAAGAAUUUUUCUGGCCAAAAAUUAUCCUAGAAAUCCAAACAGAGGGCUUCGUAAAAAAGUCCUAAAGCAGUCAGCUGAUCACCAGGCUGGCUUCAAUUGCAAAAUAUUGCUUUAAGUAUGACCAAGUGACUAGACCACUUGAAUUACAUAAUGUAUAGAACUCUAGAUAUGAUUUUUGAAAUGCAUAAGGAGUCAUUUUUUAAACAUUUUCCAACAUAAAUGCUAUGAUAACAAAUAAAAAAGGAUGUACAUUUUUCAUGAUAACACAAAUUGUUAGAAAUAUAAUAUAUCAUUGUACCAUUAAAAGAAUGACAUAUUCAAUGUAUGAAUUUUCUUGAGAGAAAUAAAGCAAAGGGAAAAAAGGAAGUAUAGCCAUUGACUUUGCUUGUAUUCACCUCCCUAGGUUGCCUCUGGUAUGAAUGCACAAAACGUAUCUUACCUAAAAGACUACAAUCCAAUAGAAUUUCCUCCUCUGUCACAACGAUAUAAGAUAGUAAAACAAAUAUCUAGAUUAGAUUUAGACAAGUACUGUACAAAAAAAACUUAAAUAUUUCAGAUAAUUUUAUAGAUAAACUUUGAUAUAGUAAUAUGCAAAAGCAAAUGUAUUUACAUUAUUAUUACUUUUUAUUAAUUUUUAUUGUUUUUAACAUUUUUGGAUGCUAUACUUCAUGGGGGACUAUACAACCCAUUUUUUGUUGUUUUAUUUAUUUUCUCUUUGGGGGCCCUUUUGCCAUAUUUUGCUCUUUUUACUCAUUCAUUUAGGCAUGAUAGACUGAUAAAACACAAACAAUCCAGUGCAAGGUUACACCAGUUCUUUGUAUGAUAGGUAUAGGAAAUUGGAGACUGAUUAAGAUAUGUUGCAAUGUAUAUUUGUAAGUAAUUGUUCAAAGAAAACUCUUCAGAAAUGCUUCUGUAUAAAAUCUAUAGAGUUUUGAUGCAUGUGUCUCCUGUCUGCAUAGUCGAUUAGUUAAACAUGCUGUAUGCAAUUUUUUUCACUGACAUAUUUUAACUUGUUAAAUAAACAAUAAAAUUGUAAUAGAUAGUCAUAAAUCUCAAUUUUUAAGACACUAAUGCAAAACAUCGAUGAUUAGAUCAUUCAAUCAUUCAACAAUUUUUACUCCAUAUAAGACUCAAUGAGAUCACCAUCAUUUUAUGCAAAGUCAUUUUGUUAGAGCUGAACGGAUUAAACAAAUACACAUUCUUUGUAUAUACACAGUAAUUUUCUAGUAGAACAACAGAUAAAGUAACCAUCCUACUGUAACAUGUUGAUUACUCUAUUCACUUGGCAUGAUACAAAGAAUAGUAUUUUGCGUAAAUUUAGCUUUUAUUUGAAUAGAAUUUGUCUGUUGCUACUCUGUAUAUUUAAAGGUUUGUAGAAAAUAAAAAAGAAAGUAAAAAAAAUCAUAAUGAAGAAAAAAAUACAAUAAAAAGAGUGAAUGCAAAUUAUGCAACCGUGCCUUUUAUACCAGUUAUCAUUGUAAGAGAGUGGUCAGCUUUGGAGAGUAAAGGGUAUUGGGCUCAUUCAAACUUCAAUAAAUCUUUGUAUUUGACUAUAUUAUUGAUCAAACUAUUUAUAGAUAUAUGGGGAAAAAAAAUGAAACUUGCCUUCUAAACUCAGUUGAUGGACCAUUCUUCAAAAAAAAUUCAUAUUGUUGAAAAUAUGUUUGGACUUGCAUUGUGACAAUAGAGAACACUUGGAUCCCUAAGAUGUUAGUUAACCCAUGAGCUUGUUCUCCAGUCUGAAGCCUAAGUACUGGUUGACUUUUAUUUCAAUGUCUAUCACUGGUUUCAUUUUAUUGCUAUUACAUCUUGUUUGUAUAUUAUUCCAAUCUAUAACUUGUACUAGAAUUUAAGACAGACUGUGCAUGCAUUUUUUACACUACAUGACAUUACAAUACAUUUUUAAAUUUACGCAUAAAGACUUAAUUACUUUAUAUGUGUGUGUGUGCAUAUGUAGACAUAUAUCUAAAUAUAUAAAUAUAUCAAAUCUGUAUCCUCAAUCAUGCAGUCUACUGCUCCUUCUGAACUUUAUGUAUUUACCUGUGUUCACCCUGGUUUAGGACAGGCUGGCCUGCUGCCUGAGUUUGAAAAUCAAAGGAGAUAUUAUUUUUUUUAUUUUUUUUGAAGGGGAGGCAAAGUUGUUUUGAAAUAGUUUUUUCUUCUGCUGAAAUAAGUUUUUUGUUUUUGUUUUGUUUUUAGUUCUUACAGGAACUGUGAAAUCCCCCCUAUACAUUUAGUAUAAGAGUAAAAUAAAACAAAUACAACUUUCCUUAAAGUGUAUCUGUCGUCAACAAAAACUUUUGAUAUAAUGUAGAUAAUACCAUUUUAUGUAUAUUUGUAAUAUUCAUUGGUUAAAAAAUGUGUAUAUUUUUUCCCUGCAGCUAUUUCAUGUGUGUUUCUAUGAGGAGUCUAAAUACAGGAAGUGAGGGUGGGACAAACAGGGCUUUGUGCUGGCUCCAGGCUUGUCAAUCAUUCUGAUGUGUGAGUCCGGAGUGUGUCAUAGAGCCUCAUUGUGCAGAGCCCUGCUUGUCCACCCACACUUCCUGUAUGUGUACUCCUCAUAGAGACACACAUGCAAUAGCUGCAGGAAAAAAAAUAUACACAUUUUUAACCAAUGAAUAUUACAAAUAUGCAUAUAAUGGUAUUAUCUACAUUAUAUAAAAGGUUUUUGUUGAUGACAGGUACACUUUAAACUAAAUGUCCAUUCUUGAAAAUAAUCUUGUUAUUUAAAUCUAGAUCAAAAUUCUGUCCUGAUUGAUUUCUUAAUAUAGCUUAACAGUUGUUACCAAUUUAAAGUAUAGAGAGCUUUGAAGACUGAAGAGAGCUUUGAAGACUAAAAACUUGAAGAAAAGUUAAAGGGUACCUUGAGUAUAAAAAAGAAUCGACAUGUCAGAAGUUUCAAUCAGUGGGGGAUCGGAUGUUGAGACCCCCGCCAAUCCCACAAGAGUAUUGUGCCCAUUCCUGUUGCCUGUACCCAUGAACUUUACAUCACUCUAAUUAGAGUCAAGUGGUGAGAAAAAGACAUGAAUGGGUACAGCACUCAGCUGAGUUAUUCUCAUUCAUUUUAGCAAACAGUGGGGUCUCAGUACCGAACCCCAAUAACAACCCCCAUCCCCUAUUAAAACUUCAGAAAUGUUGUUAUGACAUCUCAGAAUAUUUUAGAACCUUUAAAGAUAAACAAUUGUCAUUCUAUCAUCAUAACUGGGGGAACUGUAUUCUAUUUAGACAUUGAACCCAAUAAGAAAACAGUGCCUCUAGUGGAAGCUGCAGUAGGCAGAAUUUUAUCAUCUGUGUUUAUGCUUACAUAUGGGAUUCAGAGCAUCAGCCAAUAUAGACAUAUAGGGGGAGAUUUAUCAAAAACAGUGCAAAGGAAAAGUUGCCCAUUUACCCAUAGCAACCAAUCAGAUUGCUUCUUUCAUUGUUAACAAUGAAAUAAGCUAUUUGAUUGGUUGCUAUGGGCAACUGGACAACUUUUACUCUGCACAGGUUUUUAUAAAUCUCCCCCAUAGAUAUUAAUCAGAACAAAUAUUGGACCUAAAAUGACUUGGUGUUAAAAGAUGGACAUUCUCCUAAUGAACUAAAAAAAUUCAGUUUCAAUAUAGUUUUAUGAAUAAUAAGUAAUUUCAAUUAUAUAGAAUAAGAUUGGAGUAGAAUAUCAUAAAGGAACGAUGCUGCUCUGAGUAGCUAUUAGCAAGACGCUUCAUCUCGUAUUAACCUGGGGCUGGGGUAAACUUUCAGUUGCUGUAAUUUUCUCUUAAAAGGUAAAAAAAAAAAAAAAAAAAAAAAAAAAGAAAAAAAAAUAGAAAAAAGGAAAACAUAAAAAACUUGCAUUCAAUGUGGUUCGAUCUGUUUGUAAUAUUAAUCAUUGACUGUUGUUCUUGCAACUUGGAUGUUGUGAAGCAAAGAACAAUUUAUCAUCGUUUAUUAUGAGUCACUAUGCACGCAGCUAUGCUAAACAAGCAAAAUGUAUUAGCUAGUCCACUUCUAUUUAUGAAAUAUUUUACAUAAUUUAAUUUGCUUUUGUACAGUUUCUGUAAAUAAAUUGCUUGCCAUUCUUAUUUUUGGUCUUUGCAGAUUAAAAUAUAAUAUGUUUAAAAUGG
Hyla sarda is the source of this 10485-nucleotide messenger RNA. It is a transcript of the gene PCDH7, whose product is annotated as protocadherin 7. The record is from RefSeq and is a predicted model, not a curated record. NCBI's taxonomy places the organism in Eukaryota, Metazoa, Chordata, Amphibia, Anura, Hylidae. Gene Ontology annotation, molecular function: calcium ion binding. Gene Ontology annotation, biological process: homophilic cell-cell adhesion. Gene Ontology annotation, cellular component: plasma membrane. The transcript has 4 exons. Bases 860 to 4675 code for a protein of 1271 amino acids.